This is a messenger RNA of Rhizopus microsporus ATCC 52813, 2012 nucleotides long. RefSeq names its product cysteine proteinase. Gene Ontology annotation, biological process: protein deubiquitination. Gene Ontology annotation, cellular component: cytosol; nucleus. Gene Ontology annotation, molecular function: cysteine-type deubiquitinase activity; cysteine-type endopeptidase activity. NCBI's taxonomy places the organism in Eukaryota, Fungi, Mucoromycota, Mucoromycetes, Mucorales, Rhizopodaceae. The record is from RefSeq and is a predicted model, not a curated record. The transcript is spliced from 10 exons. Bases 331 to 1962 code for a protein of 543 amino acids.
AACGAAACUCUCAGUUUGUCUUAUUUUACUCUAUUUAUGGUAUUCAACAAAAAAGGAACUAUCUUUGAGAUUUAUUGAAUGAUAAACUUUAAGGACGUUUACAGGUUACAAAAACCAUGAAGCUUCCCUCCCUUUAGUAAGCCCUACACAAUAAGACACAAUCGUCGUCACAUUUUUGGGGUGAAUUAAGGGAGUGUAAAACUGUUAUUUAUAUAAGACAACUGUUUUUUCCUUGUAUUACUUUUUUUAUUUGUAUAAGGAAAAGACUAUUUCCUUCUUUUUUUUCUUCUUCUUUUCUAUUUUAUAACUAAAGAGCACACACGACCUUUAAUGGCAAGCAAUUCACUCUUGAAAUGGAUGGGCAUUGGUCAACAGUCUGGUAAGGCAGUGGCAGACAAUGAUAUCCUAGACGAAGGUGAACGUUACUUUGGGCUUGAAAAUUUUGGAAAUACUUGUUAUAGUAAUUCGGUUGUCCAAGCACUUUACUUUUGUAAGCCAUUUCGGCACUGUGUGCUGAACUAUCCCCAACCCACAUUUCCUGAAAUUUCCACACCGCAGACACCAUUAGCCAAUGGAAACGGACAUUAUUCUUUCCCUUCAUCAACAAGCAUAACAAGCACAACAGCAACCCCUUCUAAUGGAAGUAUAUCUACCAAGCUGACCUCUCGGAACAGCAUAAACGGAAUGAGCAAUAGUACAAGUAGCAGUAAUAACAGCUCAAAUACAAAUGGAAAUCACGCAAAUACAGGCUCAACUACUACUGUGGAAAAGGAUCAAAAUAGUAUCAAUUUGACGCCAGGCAUGGAAGAUACACUGUUUUCUUCAUUAAAAGACUUGUUUUGGAAAAUAUCUACCCAUAAAAAGAAAACAGGCGUCAUUGCACCUGUGAACUUUAUAAAUAAGGUCAAGAAAGAAAAUGAACUGUUUCGCUCUAGUAUGCAUCAAGAUGCCCAUGAAUUUCUAAAUUAUGUUCUCAAUACAAUCGCAGAAGAUGUACAGAAAUAUCAGCAAAAGAAUCAACAGGAUGGAAGUGACAGUAAGAAGGGAAGUAGUAUUCAUAGCGAGACAGACGAGUCAAGCUCCAGUAGUAAGACCACUUGGGUUCAUCAAUUGUUUGAAGGCAUUUUCUCAAAUGAAACAAAAUGCCUAAGCUGUGAAACCGUUACUAGUCGGGAUGAGUGCUUUAUGGAUUUAUCGAUUGAUGUAGAAAUGAAUUCGUCUAUUACCUCUUGCUUACGGCAAUUCUCAGCAAGUGAGACACUAUGUCAUAAAAAUAAGUACUUUUGCGAUGUUUGUGCAAGUCUGCAAGAAGCUGAAAGAAGAAUGAAGAUUAAAAAACUACCAAACAUAUUGGCCCUUCACUUGAAGCGCUUUAAAUAUCAAGAACAAUUACAGAAAUAUAUCAAGUUGACUUAUAGAGUUGUGUUUCCAUUUGAGUUGAGGUUAUUUAAUACGAGCGAUGAUACCGAGGAUGCAGAUAGAAUGUAUGAAUUAUGGGCUAUUGUCGUGCACAUCGGAAGUGGCCCACACCAUGGACAUUAUGUUGCUAUUGUUAAAAGCAAUGGUCAAUGGAUGCUGUUUGAUGAUGAUGUAGUCACUCCAAUUCAAGAAGAGGAUAUUCAAAAAUAUUUUAGCGAUCUUCCUGGAAGUGGAUCAGGCUAUGUACUAUUUUACCAAGCCAUUGAUCUCAACAUGGAAAACAUCAGUACCCCACCUCUAAGGAACCCAAUGGAAUACACAGCAUAUAGCAACGGCGGGCCGAUGCCAUCAGGUGUAUCUCCAUCCGACCCACACCCCAUGAGCCCACUUCAAUUGAACUUUAAUCAUUAUCAAAUAGAUUCUCCAAAAAGAGAAGAGUUUGAUGAUGUGCCACACACUCCACAUCCCCUUCCUCCUAUAGAAGAAAAGAAGAGCCGUUGGGGCCUCGGCCGAAAGAUGAGAGAAAAGAGAGAGAAAAAAUAAAAAAUACCCUCUUGUGCAUUUCUCGUCAUUAAAGUUUUUGAUAAAGUGAA